Chara braunii is the source of this 1303-nucleotide messenger RNA. Lineage: Eukaryota; Viridiplantae; Streptophyta; Charophyceae; Charales; Characeae. The record is from the annotation of a GenBank genome assembly.
CCAGCCGUGAUUGAUUGGAGGUUACCGCACAAAAGCGGCAUGGUUCUUUGAGCGAGAUAUGACUACCAUGGAGGAGAUUUUGGAGAGGGAGCUACAUAUUGGAGCAAACGAAUGGCUGAUUACCUUGGAGAAUGGACGUAGAUGGCUACAGGAGAUUGUGAGGGACAUGUCUUUAUGGCUGCAAAUGGAGCCAGAGCUCGAAGGGGGAGCGAUCUCUCUGGCUGGCUGGCUGAAGGAGAAAAGUGAGGACAUGCUGCAGAUCAUCUGGGAGCUGGAGGAGGGGCCGGAUCCUUGGCUAGACGUCUGCAUCGAUUGGAGGAGGGCAGAUGGCAUCAUGUCUGUCUGCAAAACCCUCUUCAAUGAGGAUCGCGAUCUGUGUGAUCUUCUGGAAGACCGGUUGGGGGACGUUAUUAAUCGUGAGGACGCGAACGUGGCAAUAGAGGUAACAACGUUAACGUCCAGACAGUCAACAACAUUAAUAAAGUGGUGCGACAACAACAACAACAACAACAACAACAACAACAAUGCUAACAGCGACGAUAACACAAACAAAAACAACAGUGGCGAAAACAUCAACAACAACAACAACAACGAUAAUAUCAACAACAACAACGACGGCGAUGGCAAUGACGACUUCGGAAGCAGCGAGGUUGACAGUGGUGGCCGUACAAAUGCGAUCAUCAUCGACAUGAUGGGGGAGAGGCCGCAAGCGGACGAAGGGGAGAUUGAGGUUGGUACGGAAAAGGGGUUUGCUAUCUCCCCCCCUCUCAACGAUAGUGACGACGACGGCAACAAUAACAACAACAACAACAACAACAAUAACAACGACGACGACGACGGCGACAGUGGCGACAACCAAGGGAGCAGCGGGGUAGGAAGCAGCAUCCGGGCAUCUUAGAUUAUCAUCAGCAUGAUGAGAGCGAUGCUGCAAGCGGACGUGGUGCGAUAUGGGGUUGGUAUAAAGAAGUGGUUUACUGCUUUCCCUCCCUCCAACCUCGAUACGGAGUUCUUCCUUGUGGUCUGGCAGAGGAUAUGAAUAGGAUAGCUGGGGGUGAUUGAUGUUGCCCGGCCUGCAAUACCAAUCAUCAAUGGGGGGCUGAUCGUCUUGUUGGUUGGCGGUGGGCUGUUUAGGGAUUAGGUAGCAGGAGGUCAUUCCUUCCCUGCGCUGGGAAGUAAUCGAUGCCCCCUGAAUGUUUCGCAUGAUAAUGCAUAUUUCAUACUGGACUUGACGUCCAGAUCAUACAUCUCUCAUCCUUGACAGAGCUUUGCUUCUAGGCUUGAUUGAUAAAAGAUCAUAUACAGC